GCCGCGGGGGCCGCCCGGGAGGAUGCUGCGCUGCAUGCCGCCGCUGUGGCGCUGUAACCGGCACGUGGAGGCGCUGGACCGGCGGCACUGCUCGCUGCAGGCGGUGCCCGAGGAGAUCUACCGCUACAGCCGCUCCCUGGAGGAGCUGCUGCUGGACGCCAACCAGCUGCGGGAGCUGCCCAAGCCUUUCUUCCGGCUCCUGAACCUACGCAAGCUGGGCCUGAGUGACAAUGAGAUUCAGAGACUUCCCCCCGAGGUGGCCAACUUCAUGCAGCUGGUGGAGCUAGACAUCUCUCGCAAUGACAUUCCAGAAAUCCCUGAAAGCAUCAAAUUCUGCAAAUCCCUGGAGAUUGCUGACUUCAGUGGGAAUCCCCUAUCCAGGCUUCCUGAGGGCUUCACCCAGCUGCGGAGCCUGGGCCACCUGGCCCUGAAUGAUGUAUCCCUGCAGAGCCUCCCCAGUGAUAUCGGGAAUUUGGCAAAUCUGGUGACUCUGGAGCUGCGUGAGAACCUGCUCAAAUCCCUCCCCACUUCGCUCUCAUUCCUCGUCAAGUUAGAGCAGUUGGAUCUUGGUGGCAAUGACCUGGAAGUGCUGCCAGACACUCUGGGAGCACUACCGAACCUGCGGGAGCUCUGGCUAGACCGAAACCAGCUCUCAGCCCUGCCCCCGGAGCUGGGGAAUCUUCGACGCCUGGUCUGUCUGGAUGUAUCUGAGAACAAGCUGGAGCAGCUUCCCAAUGAGAUCAGUGGGCUGGUGGCACUGUCAGACCUACUGCUGUCGCAGAACUUGUUGGAAUGCAUACCUGCUGGGAUUGGUCAGCUGAAACAGCUCUCCAUCCUAAAAGUGGAUCAAAAUCGUCUGGCUGAGGUGACUGAGUCGAUUGGGGACUGUGAGAAUCUCUCGGAGCUCAUCCUGACAGAGAAUGUGCUGACAGCCUUGCCAAAAUCCCUGGGGAAGCUGACAAAGCUGACCAAUUUGAAUGUGGACCGGAACCGGCUGACAGCACUUCCCUCUGAGAUUGGGGGCUGUGCCAGUCUGAAUGUGCUGUCCUUGCGUGACAACCGCCUGGUGCUUCUGCCUCCCGAACUUGCUAACACCAAGGAGCUGCAUGUGCUGGAUGUGGCAGGGAAUAGUCAUAGAGCUUACAGUGUGGUGGUGGGAGGCUGUGGGAGGACAUUUAUGCUGCAGAACAGUCUGGUAAGAGCUGUGUGGAGUCUCCAUCAUGAGAGAGAUUCUACAUUGGAGAGAGAGGCCCUGUCUCAGGGUUUGCUCCACCCUGCCCCGAGGCUGCAGAACUUGCCCUUUGCCCUGACAAAUCUCAACCUGAAGGCCCUGUGGCUUGCAGAGAACCAGUCCCAGCCCAUGUUGAAAUUCCAGACAGAAGAUGAUGAGAAGACGGGUGAAAAGGUUCUCACCUGUUACCUGCUGCCCCAGCAGCCAUCUCCCAGUCUAGAGAAUCUCCUGCAGAACAGUGUGGAUGAAAGUUGGACAGACACCAACUUGAACCGGGUCAGUGUGAUCCAGUUUUUGGACGAGCCCAAAGCUGAUGAUGACGAGGAGGCUGGAGCUGAGAAGAGAGGCCUGCAGCGCAGAGCAACUCCUCACCCUAGUGAGCUGAAGGUUAUGAAGAAAGUGAUCGAAGUUCGGCGCAAUGAGAUAUAUUCUGCGAAGCCCGAUGUGGACCUGGAUUCUCCAAACUCAGAGGUGAAGAGGCUGAGUGCCAUGUCCAAUCGCAGUGAGGACUCGCAUGUCUCUAACAGCACUGUCUCUGCCAACUUCAGGGAAGAGGAGGGGGGAGGAGGGGGAGACAGGCUGAAUGGGCAAGUGACCGAAACACAGGAGCUGGAGAAUGAGGCGAAGCCUGGAGAUGAAGAAGAGCAGGAAGUAGAGGCGGUGGCUGCUCAAGAGGAGGAGCUGGAAGUGGAGUACAAUGAGCCCACGGUGCAUUUUGCUGAGGACACUCUGAUCCGGAGCGAGGAUGAGGAUGAGGAUGAAGACCGGCCGUUCCCAGUGGAGAAGCAGAGGCUGAUCCGCAAGGACACACCACACUAUAAGAAACACUUUAAGAUCACCAAGCUGCCCAAGCCAGAGGCAGUGGUGGCGCUCCUGCAGGGGCUGAACAGUGACAGGGUCCCUGAGGAGGAGGAGGAGCUGGGGGGUUGCAAUAACAGUGCAGAGCCCAAGGAGCAGGAGGAGGCCUGGGACAAGGAUGAUAUGAAGAACGGAGCCUUGUCCACACAGCCGUCAGUCAAGGGGGUGUCGUUUGAUCAAGCCAAUAAUCUGCUGAUUGAGCCUGCUCGCAUUGAGGAGGAAGAGCUGACCCUGACUAUCCUGCGGCAGACAGGGGGGCUGGGCAUCAGCAUUGCAGGGGGCAAAGGCUCCACUCCCUACAAGGGUGAUGACGAGGGCAUCUUUAUUUCCCGUGUGUCAGAAGAGGGCCCUGCAGCCCGAGCAGGAGUCCGUGUCGGGGACAAGCUCCUGGAGGUGAAUGGAGUAGCCCUGCACUGUGCGGAGCACCACAUGGCAGUGGAGGCACUGCGUGGCUCAGGCAGCUCCGUCUCCAUGACGGUGCUUCGGGAGCGGAUGGUGGAGCCCGAGAACGCCAUCACGGUUACACCGCUGCGCCCCGAGGACGAUUACAGCCCACGAGAGCCACGGGGUGGCCUGUGCUUUCCAGAGCGGCCUGAGGGAGCACCACCCACAGACAGAUUCUCCACCUGCCUCAUGCGCAAUGAGAAGGGACUGGGCUUCAGCAUUGCCGGGGGCAAGGGCUCCACGCCCUACAGGGCGGGUGACACGGGGAUCUUUAUCUCUCGGAUCGCAGAGGGUGGUGCGGCCCAUCGGGACGGGACGCUGCACGUUGGAGACCGGGUCAUCUCGAUCAAUGGGGUAGACAUGACAGAAGCCAGGCAUGAUCAGGCAGUAGCGCUGCUUACCGCAUCCUCCCCCACCAUCGCGCUGCUGGUAGAGAGAGAGGGUACACAGCAGCUCAGCGAGGGAGACUCACCAGUGGUGCAGCGAGUGCGCACGCACUCCCCACCACCACCUCCCAGCCAUGGGGAGAGCCCGCCUGAGGAGACGCCUCUGCUGCAAAGGAACCAUCUGCCCAAAGGCCUGGAGGACCAGUACCCCAUUGAGGAGAUCUGUCUGGUCAAAGCUGGGGGGCCCCUGGGGCUCAGCAUUGUUGGAGGCAGUGACCAUUCAAGCCACCCAUUUGGGAUUCAUGAACCAGGUGUCUUUAUCUCAAAGGUCAUUCCCCUUGGGCUGGCAUCCCGCAGUGGCUUGCGAGUAGGGGACAGGAUCCUGGAGGUCAAUACUAUUGACCUGCGCCAUGCUACCCACCAGGAGGCUGUGAAUGCCCUGCUGUCCAGUACACAGGAGCUGAGCAUGUUGGUGCGACGAGAUCCUCCGCCAUCUGGCAUGCAGGAAAUCUGCAUUGAGAAGGCUCCUGGAGAAAAGCUGGGCAUCAGCAUUCGGGGGGGAGCGAAAGGCCAUGCUGGGAACCCCUUUGACCCCACCGAUGAGGGGAUCUUCAUCUCCAAGGUGAGCUCCUCUGGGGCUGCUGCCAGGGAUGGUCGGCUGAAGGUGGGGCUGCGGAUCCUGGAGGUGAAUCACCAGAGUCUGCUGGGAAUGACGCACACAGAGGCAGUGCAGAUCCUACGCAGUGUGGGUGACAAGCUCCUUGUGCUUGUGUGUGAUGGCUUUGACCCCAAGGCUGCAGCUGCCAUUGAGAUGUCCCCAGGAAUCAUUGCCAACCCCUUUGCAGCUGGCAUUGGCCGCAAGAACAGCCUGGAGAGCAUCUCCUCCAUUGACCGUGACUUGACCCCAGAGGAGCUGGAGAUCCUACAAAAGGAGAUGGAGAUGGUGAGGGAGGCGACUCAGUGGGAGAGAGAAGAAAUGGAGAAAGUGGAGAGGAUGCGUAGGGAGCGGGAGGCAGCCACGCAGAUCCUUGAGGAGGAGGCAGAGAACAUCAGCAGUGAGCCUUUGCGACUGGACUAUCGGACCCUGGCAGCUUUGCCCAGCAACAACUUACCAAGAGUCACCCGUGCUCUCGUUCAGUGUGAUCGAGCCAGCUCUGGAAUGGAGAGUGACUGCGCUAUGCUGCCUCUGCCAGUGGCUCUGGACAGCCAGAAUUCAGACCCUGGCCCAAUCGCAGGCCUGAGCAGCACUGUAACUAGCCCACCCCAGGACCCGGCAUCACCUGGCAAGCACAAAGAAAGGGCAGCCCUGGUCCUGCUACACAUGCAGGAGCCUGUGGGCUGCCCCCUGACCCAGGACCAGCAGCCAAAGCCUCAGGAGCCAGAUCAAGAGAGUAUGGUCGACUCUCAACCAAUUCUCUUCAGUGAGAACCCAUUUGUGGUGGCUAAUCGAAGGGGGAAGGCAGCAGGCAAGGCCUGUCUGGGGGGCCCUCCCCUUGGCUAUGGUCAGGGGGGAGUUCUGAAGACCAACCUUUACUCCAAGGCUCCAGCAGGCGAGUCUGGGCCUGGGAGCUCCAGGCGGGAUGCCUCUUACUCACCGAGCAGCCAGCAGCCACCUGCAGCCCUUCGGCCUGCUCACCUGUCAGGCAGGGAGACUCGCUUUGCUUCCAUAAACUUCAUCCCACCGCAAGAUGACAGCAAAUCAACCAAGCCGGGCGUCAUUCAGCCUCUUUCCCGGGUGCGACAAAAUGCUGCCCCAGCUAGUUCGGAGGGCAGGGACAGCCCCAACCCCUUCCAGCAACCUGAGUCAUGCUCCAGUGUCCAGAACUCUGGGAGAGAGAAGAACCCAGAUCAGAGAGAGUCAAGGCUGCGUCCCCCCUCACCCUCCUCUCCUGAGGAUGUCCCAGUCAGUGUCAAGCAGGCAUACAAGACCUUUGCAGCGGUGCCUCUGUCACAGGCAAAUAAGGAGACGCAUGGUCAGACAAGCACCGAGAAACCUAAAGCUUCUCCUGAGAUGCUGUCAUCAAGGGGACUGCACAGCCCAGAGCAGCGAUCCUUCCGUGAGAGGCAAAAGUACUUUGAGAUCGAGGUGAAACAGCAGCAGAUGGAGAAGCCCCCCAAGCGUGUCUCUCUGGUGGGGGAGGAUGACCUGAAGAAAAUGAAGGAGGAGGAAGCUCGUAAACUGCAGCAGAAACGGGCUCUGUUGUUGGAGGAGGAGGAGGAAGAGGAAGAGGAGGAUGUGGGGAAGCUGAUGCCCGAUAUGAGCAUGCAGUCCAGUGUCAUCAUUGAAGGAGUGGAGUACAAGAUCAAGAGACUAAAUGGAAGGAGCAUUCAGUCCCUGGCAACUCGGAUCUCUGAGGCAGAUGAGCACAGCAGCUCCCUGAGAAACUCACUAGAAGAAGGAUUCAAGCCCGAGCAGAGGCCUAAUUCUAUGUCUGGACUGAUCCCAGUUUACCCAGGAGGGGGCGAGGCAGGGGCACCUGUGCGAACGGCCAAAGCUGAGCGACGGCACCAGGAGCGACUGCGGAUGCAGAGCCCUGAGUUCCUAAGUACCCAGGAGAAGGAGCUGUCUCCAGCUGAGCGCCGGGCCCUGGAGGCAGAGAAACGAGCCAUGUGGAGGGCAGCACGAUCCUCCACUCUUGAAGACAGUAUUAAACAAUACGAGCAGGAUCUGGCCAGGAAGCUCUACCAGUCCCGACAGCGGGCACCUGCACCAGGGGCCAGGCCAGCUCAGGUGUCUAGCCCAGGGCAGAGUCACGUCUCAAGAACCCCUGGGUCAGGAAGUCAAUCCAGGAUGAAGUCUCUGGAGCAGGAUGCCCUCAAAGCCCAGAUGGUGAUUGCCAAGUCCAAGGAGGGGAAGAAGCGCAGCACACUGGAACAGCUGGCUGAAUCGCCUUCACCUGCUCCCACCCCCUCCCCAACGCUUCCAGAAGAUUGCAGCCCCAGGAAUGUCACUUCACCAGGGAGGCUGUCCAUGUCUGAAAAGAAGUUUGACUACCGGGAAUUUGCCGCUAUUCCUUCUUCCAAACCUGUUUACCAAAUUCAGUCACCCGAAGCAGUUGGCAAUCUCAGAUACGUGGAUGACACAAAUAGCACAGUUCCCCAGGAUCAGGGUGGGCCAGCAGAGGAAGAGGAGCUGUUAGUAACUCACGAUUCCUCAACACCCACCACAUCAGCACUUGAAGACAUGGCUCUGUACAGCAGCAAGCGCAAACUCCGACACAGCCGUCGCAGUCUGGAGGCUGCUGUCCCCACAUAGGGGGCCUGAUGCAUGGGGGCAACAGGACAGCCCAGCACAGGGCUCUACACCUUCCUGCACUCCACAGACAGCACUGGACUGGGUCCCACAGCUGCCUCCUUGGCAUUGGCUGGGAACUGCGCACCCAGGAGUUGGUGUGGUUAACUAACUUCCUUUAGGCUGUGAACAUCCUUUUUCUCUCACUACCCACAGUGCACUGGGGCAUGUGCUGAACAAAACAGGACAGUGCUGGACUUGUAGAUGUUUGACGGGGCGGGGGUGGUGGGGACAGGGCAGUGGGCAGCAGCAGUUUGUUAGUCUGUAAAUAGUGUGUGAGUGUGUGUGUGUGCGCGCAUGUGUGACGCUGCACCUGUUAUUCCCUCCACUUGGGUUUUUCAGUGGCUACUACGGGGGCUUUGUUCUGAUAUGACUUAGCAGGAAGUGCCAGCCCUUUACUCCCUUCUAAAUCCCACUGAUUUGUUAAAAGCCAGCUCCCCCCAACCAUGGAGAGUCAUGUCCAUGCAGAGGCAGGGAUCUGUGACAUCUCUAGAAUGCAUUGUCCCCAUUCCACUCUACCACCAGGCCAACAAUCAUCUGGCUUGGUGUGACGCUGUUCCUCCGGCAAUAGGUCUGCCCCCCAGAUGCACAUGUAAUUUAUGUAGCAGAGGCUGUGGUCCAUUCCAGGCAAACACACUACAUGGGGAGGGGGACAUGUGGGGAGCAGGUGCUGACUGUCCUGUGUGAGAGUCGCAUCCAUGAGCAGGAUGAACUAGAACAGAUGGGUGUACGAGGCUAUAGCAGUGUGUGCAUGUGACAGCAGUAGGGACAGACUAGUUGGGGAUUAGAAUAUGGUGACACAGCAGUAGGCGGUACAAAUAAGGAGACAGUGGGGUAAGGUUAUAGUAUGGGGUGCAGGGAGCACGGUGGGACAUGGAUUGGCUGGGGUCAGGUGAAGGGUACUGGGUGCAGGAUGAUGAUGGUACACAGUGAUGGUGGUGGCAGCAAAAGGUGGUGGCUCUCACUGUGUUGCCCAUGUCCACUGAAGUAAAAUGUGAGUGUUGAGGGAGGUUGGAGCACAGACAAAGUGAGCACCAUGCAGGGAGAUAACGAAUAACAAGAUAUGCCUCCCGCUAACUGCAAAUCCUACCGUCUCUCUCGGACAACAUGGUGCCGUCCUCACUUUACCUGCAGAUUAGGGCAGACAAGAGAUUCUUUACACAUGCACCAAGGAUGUUAUUGCUGGCUUCCUGCCUGGAACAAGGGCUCUAUCAGCCUCAGUACCAAGUGAACCCAAGGAUCUGGCACCAGUGACUAGGCGCCUGUGUCUACCAGUGAAAUUAUUGUUUCUCUUGUUCUUACUACCCUCCGUGAGUUAAGCAGCCCUUAUCCACACAUGCCCAAAUCAAAGCAAGGCAUCUGAGUUUGGUCUUGGCAAUGGUCUGAGUGAUCUUUCCACUCCCUCUAACAAAUCGGUGCUCUCUUACUUGCUGAUGCCGCCAGCAGUAAGCCAAGAGUUGGCCCUUAAUCCUCCCAGUGCCAGGAUGUGACUAGGGAUUUGCGGGCGCUUCUGCUUGUACAUUUACUAAAUGACUGGAUGCGGUUUCUUUUAGUUGAGAAUCUCCUCUCUUCACACCAAAUCACAUGGCUCAUUUUAACUGAAUUGAUAUGUUUAAUUUUACAGGGCUUGGACGGGGAAAUCCAAUAAUCUAUCAAACUGCAGCCAUGGCUGCUGCCAUCAUCAGCAAUUUGAGCUUUUCCUUUUUAAAACCUCAUUUUAGCAUUUGCUUUUUAACAAGAGCAAUUUCUAGAAAGAAUCAUGAAUUGGUUUUGGAGACUAACUUGUGAUUUUCCUUUCCCUUUGCGGUACCUGGGUGCCAGGCUCUGAUCUCUCUCCUCUCCUGAGAGAUGCAGAGGAAAAAUUAGCUCUUCAAGACUGUAACUAGUGAAAUUUGUACAACCAAAGAAAUCUAUUUUGUGGAUCAAGGAGAAUAAAGUUUACUUUACAUUUUA
Chelonoidis abingdonii (Abingdon island giant tortoise) is the source of this 8164-nucleotide messenger RNA. NCBI's taxonomy places the organism in Eukaryota, Metazoa, Chordata, Testudines, Testudinidae. The record is from RefSeq and is a predicted model, not a curated record.